Molecule: messenger RNA, 1263 nt
Organism: Peronospora matthiolae
Lineage: Eukaryota; Oomycota; Peronosporomycetes; Peronosporales; Peronosporaceae
Source: the annotation of a GenBank genome assembly
AUGAAGAUAUCUGCGGCAACUCUGAUCGGCAUCGGCACAUUUCUCCAGCAUCUUCACCUUGUUCAAGUCGCCGGUCAAGACUUUGAUGAUAAUGAAUUUACAAGCUUUAGUGAUAGCUCACAUGUGGAGGCAUCCACGUUUGCGCCUGCACUCAACAACAUCACCUUAAAUGUGACGAAUGGUGGUGACGCAAAUAUGUUGGCAUCAUCAGACCUGUUACCUGUGGAGGUAGGUGAUGGUACGCCCUCAGAGUUUCGCGCUUUAGACCCGCCUAGCCAUCUCUUCGAGCGCACAAAAGCCAUGAUGAGCCUGUGUCCACCCAAGUAUCUUGAUCCGUCGGUGAUCAAGAACCGCGCGAUCCCGACCAACAACUGGUGGGGCAACAUUAUCGCGCACGACUCGAAUGCGGCCAUCCAACCCAUUUGGUCCAAUCCAUACUCCCUGCAGAUGGUAGUCGACAAGGCCCCGUUUGGCAUGUCCGCGAGCUACCCGUACCGCAGUCGCUUCAGUGGCGGCAGCUCUGGCAACAACGGCGCUGUUAAGUACUAUGCGCAUGGCAUGGUUCGAGAGUUCUUGUUUUCAGCUGAAGAGCUCACGGGACGGAAGCCCAACUUCCAAGUUAUCGACUGGGCGGACCAGGGAGUGACGGUCAAGUUCACUGCCAGCUCGUCCGGUGGUAGCAUGGUGUCGGACAUUGUUUCCGGCAUGGUGUACGCCUCCAUGAAAUAUUCGGGACUCACUCCACGAUUGGUAUCAGCAACAGCGAUUUCUACCGUCAACGGCCGACCAUUCGGUGGUCGAGUGCGUGGCUCCAAGUUCGAGAUCGUCUACAACUCCGGUCAGAAGUGGGUAGUCUUCGCAUUGUCAAGUGACGGUCGUACUGCGAAAGACAUCACUCUGGCUGCCGAUGGUACAUCCUCCCUCAAAAGUACAAGCGUAUUCGACGGCGUCUUGCGUGUUGCUGUCGUUCUCGAAGACUCAUGGCUGAGCACGCUAGAGAAGCACAAGUCGUGCAUCGUGCAAGCAGCGAACGUUGACCUCCGUGAUGACAGUUCCUAUGUCUUCAGGUGGAAGACGAUGGGCGAUUGUUCCAGUGGCCUAUUGCAUUUCGCAAUGAAACACCACGCUGAGACCCUGGUCACGAGUAGCGGGGUGGACCCGGCGAUCCUGUGUGGGAAAUCAAGGAAACACAGCCGGUACCCGAAGACUUCUAUCCGUCCCGUAAAAUUGCAUCGAGCGUCUCCCGGCAGCAGCGCAUCGUAA